CUAGACAACAGGAAAGCCGUUGCUUCUAUGGAGGGUCAAGUAAUUUCUCCCGCAGCUUAUUGUAUGCUUCUGGUCCAUUUGGCACGUGCAUCCUUCGUAGCUGUACUGAUGACCUGGAACGAUUUUCGACGACAAAAAAGGGCAUUGUUUCCUCCUUUUUUUGAAGCAUUUGUGCCAUGGUCCUCACAGAUCUGAAAAAUACAGACACCACAAAGGGAAUCGCCAUCUCUAUAGGGCCGCUGCGAGAAAGUUUGCCAGGUCCUCGAUCGCCUUGGCGUGGUACCUCAUGAUCACGUCCGGCUGUCGCUGAGUCGUGGCCGUCCCCAUGGCGAAGAGGUCCUCCUUGACCUUUCGUGCGAGCUUCGUCUUGGGCGCGUCGGUUCCCGCCAACAGCGUGAGGGUCGACGAGAGCUCUCCCAUCGGCCCCGUCAGGAUGCCCGUGACCUCGUUCCACUUUUUCGUUUCCACCAGCGGAGGGAUCCUGGCCAGGGCGCCCGUGGCCUUUUCGAUCCGCUCCACCAGUUUGGCGGAGUCAAUGCCCUUGUAGAGGAGCUUGUCCGGGUCGGUUUCCUUGUACACGAGGCACUCGCGGUUCCCCAGGCUCUCAACCAGACACUGCUUGGUGUUGCGAUCGUUUAGGCCGGCCAUGACGUCUGGGAAGGCCAUGUUGGCGUCGACUCCCGCGGUGGCGGAGGCCGCGGAGGGAAAGGCCGGUAACGAAGCAGCCGCCCAGAGGCUUCCCAUCGCUGCAAAAAUAGCCUCCCGGCGGGACUCGUCCAGCGACGAAGCUACCACGUGGCUCUCGGCCUGGCUUUCGUCUUCGUCGUCAUCCGGGCACCGGCACCUACGCCUUUUCCUUGGACCGACCGCAUCCGUUCUGGGCAACGGGAAUUUUUCCGAGAGCCAGGCCGACAAUCGCGAGGAGCUAUGUGUCUGUGUGUUUGCGUUUCUGCUUGAUUGAUGCGUUGACGAAGAAACAAAGGCUCGCGUCGUGCCGCCGAUCGAGACCGGUCUCGCGGCCAGCCGAUGGGGGUGGUUGCAGUGCAGGGCCGAGACCUCCAACAAGGAAAACAGCACCAGCACCAGUUUCGUGUUUGAAAGAAGAAAAGCAGGAUUUGGGUAUGUUCGUGACAUGGUCGCGUCGUGUUUUGUUCGACUCUGGUGUUGUUUUUUGCGAGAGCUUCCUUCCUUUCUCUGCUGGCCUUGAGAGCGAUGUUACAAUGCUGCUCGGCGCGAAUAGAACUUUCGUUGCCUUCCUAUUUUGGUGGAGGUGUUGAGAGUGUGACUGAACGAUCACCUUGGCAACAUUUGAAACAUUAUGUGCCUACGUACGUUGUACUGUACCGUAGGGUAAGAGUACCUCGUACCUACAGAGUAAGGUAAGAACGAACCUACCAUACUCGUCGUAAUGUUGGGCAUGGCAGACCAGAAUCUAAAUUCUCACACGAUCAAAUCAAUUUGGUUCAAUCAGGAGGUAAGAGAGGGUAUCUUGAAGUUCGAAUUUGUACGCAGAAGUACGUAUGCUGAUACCGUAUCCGACUAUGACGACUAAAAUGUAUGUUCGAACAUUGAGAAACUCGUACCGGUAGAGAAACAACGGUGCAGAUGAUUCAGUAUUACGUAGUCAUACUAUGUAUACGUACGUACGGUACGGUAUACGUAUGUUCAAUGUUUUGAAUUCUUUAAGCGUUCACCAAAAAAGACCGUUGGUCUUCGACUCGCUCUACCGGUACAACCUCAUUUCUUCCGAGGGCACUCAUGGGAAUCAAAUUGACAUUUUGUCACUGGAAGGAAAUAAAAGUGUCAAUUCAUG
Molecule: messenger RNA, 1813 nt
Organism: Pseudo-nitzschia multistriata
Lineage: Eukaryota; Bacillariophyta; Bacillariophyceae; Bacillariales; Bacillariaceae
Source: the annotation of a GenBank genome assembly